Messenger RNA from Aspergillus chevalieri, 591 nucleotides. Its product is annotated as trafficking protein particle complex subunit 4. Gene Ontology annotation, cellular component: TRAPP complex. Bases 1 to 591 code for a protein of 196 amino acids. Gene Ontology annotation, biological process: endoplasmic reticulum to Golgi vesicle-mediated transport. NCBI's taxonomy places the organism in Eukaryota, Fungi, Ascomycota, Eurotiomycetes, Eurotiales, Aspergillaceae. The record is from RefSeq and is a predicted model, not a curated record. The transcript has 3 exons.
AUGACCGUCUACUCCCUCAUCAUAAUCAACAAGGCCGGAGGUCUGGUCUACCAGCGCGAAUUCCACUCCGGCCUGCACAAGUUAUCCACAAACGACUACCUCGUUCUCGCAGGGACGUUUCACGGCGUCCACGCAAUCACCCGCUCCAUAACCCCCCGUCUUCCCCUCGCCUCGACAACCACAAACCCAACAACAGCAUCACACUCAACAACAGCCUCCCUCUCCCUAACCUCUCCCUCCGGCACAACAACCCCGACAGCAUCAACUCCAACAGCAUCCAACAACCCCAGCAAUCCAGCCGCAAAUACACCGUCCUCCGCCUACUCCUACCCCAUCCCCUCCGUGCCCGUGUCCGGGCUGGAGUUCCUCGAGACGGACAAGUUCCGGCUCACGUGUUUCCAGACGCAGACGGGGACCAAGUUCUUGUUGUUUACGGAUCCGUUCAUGGUGAAUAUAGAUGUGGUUAUGAAGAAGAUUUAUGAGUUGUAUGCGGAUUUUGUGAUGAAGAAUCCGUUCUAUCAGUUGGAGAUGCCGGUUAGGUGUGAGGCGUUUGAUCGGCAUUUGGGGAGUUGGUUGAGGGGGAGGAUUUGA